CCAUAUGAGACACGCUGACACCUGACAUCUCACGGCAUAGAUCGUGCGGUUCGUGACACUUUACACUUAACCUACACAUGACUACAUGACUCGUGACUAAAAACAAAAGGAAGAACAAAAAAAAAAAAACCUAAAGACGUAAUAAAUCCGUCCUUUAAUUGUCCUUUUACAUUUUGUCAGAAGAAAUAACACACCUUUUUGCAGCAAACUAAAUUAGUGGUGGAUAUAGGCAUAGUGGUGCCAUUGUCCAAAUCACACUUUCUCUCUCCUCCUUAUACCUCGGCUCCACCACUUCCCCCCACCAAUUUUCUCUCUCCUCUCUCAAAUCAAAUUCAAUCUUUACGUUACAUUUUCCCCGCCAUUCUCUCUCUUCCUCAGUUACCAGUUACAGUUCAUCAAUGGCGGAAGAUCACAUCCCUAACCCUAGCUCAACCUGCGUCGUCAUCGGCGGCCAAACCUUCGUCGGCCGAUUCCUCGUUUUACGCCUCUUGAAGCUCGGUAAUUGGAUCGUUAGAAUCGCCGAUUCUUCUCCGAGUCUCAAUGUUGAGCAGAAUUCUCUCGUUUCUGACGCUGUUGCUGAUGGUCGUGUUUCGUAUUUUCAAGUUGAUGUUCGUGAUAAAUCUCAGCUUGUUCGAGCUGUUGAUGGUUCGUCCGUUAUUUUCGUUGCUGAAACUUCUGGUGUAUCCCAAUGUAAUCUUUACGAAAGCUACAUGUUUAUUGUUCAAGGUGCCAAAAAUGUCAUCAAUGCUUGUCGAGAGUGUAAAGUCAAACGACUAAUAUACAACAGUUCUGCUGAUGUUGUUUUUGACGGUUCUCAUCAUAUUAGAAAAGGGGAUGAAUCCAUGCCCUACCCGUGGAAAUAUACAGACAUGUUAAUGGAAAUGAAGGCUCAAGCAGAAGCGCUUGUUUUGUAUGCUAACAACCAUGAUGAUCUAUUGACCUGUGUUCUCCGUCCCAGCAAUAUCUUUGGACCAUCAGAUACUCAUCUGGUGCAUGCUAUGGUGAAUCAAGCAAAUUCUGUCUGGGCAAAGUUUGUUUUAGGCAGUGGUGACAAUCUCUCCGACUUCACCUAUGUUGAGAAUGUGGCCCAUGCUCAUAUAUGUGCUGCAGAAGCUCUUAUUUCUCGAAAAAAUUCUGUGGCUGGAAAGGCAUUUUUUAUCACAAAUCUCGAGCCAAGGAACUAUUGGGAGUUUGUAUCUCGGAUAUAUGAAGGUUUGGGAUAUAAAAGGCCAAGCAUUCGAGUUCCUCCUAAGAUUGUCAAUUUUUUGCUUCCGCUUUUGAGGUGGACAAGUUACAAACUGGAAUCUGAAUCUGAUGUCAAAGGCCUCUUAGUGUCAGUUCAGUUUGCUAUUGAAUCAUCACUGUUUACCAGAACUUUUAAUUGUUCUGCAGCUAAAGAGCACAUCAAUUACUCACCUGUUGUUCCUUUGGAAGAAGGUAUUGCUUUGACUGUCAAGUCAUUUUCUCAUUUGGCUAAAAGCUCGUUACCCUCUAAACAACACCAGUUUAAGGAUUAUUCAAAAGCAGAAGAAAUUCUGGGAUAUGGGAAAGUUGCUGACAUAUUGCUUUGGAGGGACGAGAUGGAAACAUUUACAUGCUUUCUUAUUACGUGUGGAUUGUUCUACUGGUUUUUACUCAGUGGACGAACAUUCAUCUCAUCUACUGCUGGGCUCCUAUUGCUGGCCAUGUUUUUUCUCAUUGUAGAUAGCAUUCUUCCAGUUAACAUCUUCAAGAAGAUAUCUAUCCCUUGUUUAGCAAUCUCAGAGCCAACAAUGAGAAACAUGCUUGACAAUGUAGCACUUAUUUGGAAUGAAGGGGUUCAAUUUGCUAAAACUUUGGCACAUGGAGAGGAUUGGAGCUUAUUCAUAAAGGCAGCAGUUAUUCUGUGUUUUUUCAAGUGGAUCUCACAUUCAUUGACCUUUUUAUUAGGAUCAGUGCUCGUGUUUGCGUUCACGUCAUUCUUUAUCUAUGAGCAAUAUGAUGAUGAACUUGAUCAGUUUUUUAGGGUGGUUGUCAUUGUUGCAAAGAGUUUAUUGACAUUGUUGCUAAGAAGUCUUCCUCCGUCCAUUAUCUCAAUCCUUUCUGCUGACGAUGAUUUGACUGAAGAACAAAAGCAACCUGUUGUGAAGUAAAGAUAGUAGAUUUCUUUAACUCCAUGUAUACACUCACCAUGUGAUCUGAUAAUCUUAGAUCAUCAGAAGAGGCAAGCCAUGAAAAUCGUGAUUCUGAGUCGUAUGAGGCACAUAAAUUUGUUUGAGGGGGAUGUCUCUGAAUUUGGCUGUCAGUAAGUUGCUUCAAUCCACUUUUACUGUGGUUAUACAUAUAAUAAGUCUGAUGCUGUUUCCUGUGAGUGCCUUGCUCCUGCUAAUCGCGGCAACACAUCCUUGUCGGUCAAAUAUUUUGUGUGUAUUAGAUGAUGUAUAUCCGUGGUUUGUACCAUGUGAUUAACAUCAGAACCAUUUAGCUUACUAUGGAAUGUUAUUUGAGCAAGUAACUGCAGUGAAAAUUCUGAGAAUUUUGUACAGACUUUAUCUAAAGUGAUCAUGAGCUUUUCUUUUUCUUUGGUGC
This is a messenger RNA of Chenopodium quinoa (quinoa), 2568 nucleotides long. RefSeq names its product 3beta-hydroxysteroid-dehydrogenase/decarboxylase-like. The coding region runs from base 399 to 2132 and encodes 577 amino acids. The transcript has 12 exons. Lineage: Eukaryota; Viridiplantae; Streptophyta; Magnoliopsida; Caryophyllales; Amaranthaceae. Gene Ontology annotation, biological process: steroid biosynthetic process. Gene Ontology annotation, molecular function: 3-beta-hydroxy-Delta5-steroid dehydrogenase (NAD+) activity. The record is from RefSeq and is a predicted model, not a curated record.